AUGUCAUGGGAAUCCCUGGCCACUGUAGGCUCGGGUGCUACGGGAACCUCAUGCUCAGUAAAUAUAUGCGUGGCGUUCAACAGCUCCUGUAUUAUCGGCGCUGCGAUAGUUAUCGGCGCUGCGAUAGUUCAUACUUUGCCUGAUAAGGCAUUCCUCCUGAAGAAUACCUUACACGAGGGACAGAUAACCUAA
This is a messenger RNA of Oppiella nova, 192 nucleotides long. The record is from the annotation of a GenBank genome assembly. Lineage: Eukaryota; Metazoa; Arthropoda; Arachnida; Sarcoptiformes; Oppiidae.